UUCAGAUAAUGAUAAGAAUCGAUAGAAUAUGUACUCUUAUGUAUGGAUACAAAGAAUACGGCAAAACUGUGUUACGACGCAAAUGUUAUCUUCAGAAAAAAACUAGUCUGUGUGUUGGUUUUGGACCUAAAAUUGCAGUUAUACAUACAAAUAUUGAACCAAAUAAAAUAUUUCCUAAAACUGCUCCUGGAAGGACUGGAAGUGCAUUAAACAGCAUUGAUUUAUUGGAUACGUCUCCGCCUGUCCAAGAUGCGAGGAGAACUCCUAUAUUUACUCGGAGACACAUCUACCGGAGUAUUCAGGAAACCCUGACUAUGCUCCGAGAUCUACCAAACUAUUCAUUCACCAAGAUCCAGCCUCCCAGUGUUUACUCCCGGAGUUCGUCUACUCCUUCAACAAAUAGAAACUUCUGGUUGAAUUUCUCGAGGAAUACGGAUAAUCCGGCGGAUAUUGUUGAAGCAUGGCAUCAUUUAGCGGCAGAUAUAACAGGAUCAGGAUCAGAUAGAGCUGAGGUUUUAGACAGGUUCUCCACCAGAGUCAUGUAUUCAUUGGAGACCCUGAGCUAUCAACAGCUGAGAGAUGUGGCGUACUCUUUAACCCUACUCCACACACAGCACUCAAGGUUCUCUCAGCUGGCCAACUGCCUUGAUCAAUGCCUGGCAGACAAGCUGGACUCCAGGAACAAGGACAGGGUUCCUUCUCAGGAAGAAUUGAAUGAAUAUCUCGAGGUUGGAUAUAUUCUACUCAGAUGGCAACUUCUCUCAGCUCCAUACCGGAGUAAUAUCUCAUCUAGGGAUCUUACGGGUGCUCAUAACAAGCUGUUGAUCUUAAUCCUACUCACUCGACACUUGGAUGUAUUAAGUCCGUCCCAAGUAGUUUUCAGUCUCUUCCUAGCUGGAGUCUCCAGGGAGUAUCCAAACCUUCCUUACGAAUCAACACGAACUCAAGGGUUUCCUAUACCGGACCCUCUUAUCGCAAAACUAGAGAUUGUUUUACCGAAGCUUACAAGUGUCGAGGUUGGGAUAAUUUGUCAUGGUGUUCAUCAAACCUAUCUCUACCUCACCACAGAGCAUAGCAAUGUACGUCAUCUCCUUCUCCAGUCAAUCCUGGAGUUCCCAGAGAUAAACAUCAUGAAGGAUCAGCUGGCGAUCUCCAGUACUGCUAAGCUGUUGAAGAAACGUGGAGCGUUUAACACAUCGGUAAUCAGUGAAAUUAUAAAGAAAUUUGAACCACAUCUUGGUAGUCUGCAGAGCUACACCAAACUAAGAUUGCUUCAGAUGUGCACUUCUGCGAGACUAAAUGCAAGUUUGCGGAACUCAUUUAUUGAGAAACUUAUCUGUGAUAUAGGAGAUCUUAAAGACCUGAGGCUCAAAGACCUGGAGCAGCUAACGUUCUGUCUCCUACACCUGGCUGAUACCACUAUCCUUCCCCCCAUAUUCCUCAAGAUCCAGGACGCAAUGCGUCGAUGUGAUUGGUCGGAUGUAAGAUCAGGUCGAUCCUUCGUUUAUUUAACUUGUCAUCUGGCCAAAGGACAGAUUUAUGAUAUUGCCAGUAUUGAGAGUAUAUUUCAGAAAGCAAAUGCUUGUGAUAUGUCGGAUCUAGACUCAGAUAUUGGACUCGCCAACGCAAUAGAUUUCCUUUUCCGUUUAAAUAUUCCGCUGUUAACAGAUGUCGGAACAGAUGCCGCGUAUAUUCUUCCGUUCCUCCAGCGGAACCGGGUUCUCUGUACCAACUCCCUGUUCCAGGUUCUAGAACUGGAUUUUAUCCGACAAGCUUUUAACCUAGAGAUGAGCACGAGUCUUGAUCCUGAGAAGAGAUUAAUCCUGAUUGAUUAUUUCCAGCGGGAUGACUCUAGAGAGACAAGCCAUAGUCGGGUUUCUCAAUCCGUUCUGCAAGAUCUUAAUCUCCUGAUGAACAAAUCCUCUUUUUAUUACGGCUUCCCUCUCCCCUCUUCCACCUUUAAAAGUAUAAUAAUAAAACACUCCCCGGGACCUAUAUCAUGGUCGGUUAACAACGUUACUAUGCAGAAAAACAAGUCUGAGUUAUUGGUUCUUAUUAUUCCUAGAAAAUCUGAGACUAUAUCAGAUGAGGGUGAAGUAAUGGGACGAUGUAAGAUCGAGAUGAAUUAUUUAAACCAUCUAGGAUUUAAAACAAGAAUAUUAAACCCACCAGAGUAUUAUGCUGCUCGGAGGGAGAACCGUAACCUUAAAUAUUUAAAACGUCUUCUAAAAAGUACAGAAGAAGAAUUAAAAUAUAAGAUAUGAUAACUUA
Messenger RNA from Eurytemora carolleeae, 2271 nucleotides. RefSeq lists its product as uncharacterized. The record is from RefSeq and is a predicted model, not a curated record. The transcript has 7 exons. The coding region runs from base 9 to 2264 and encodes 751 amino acids. NCBI's taxonomy places the organism in Eukaryota, Metazoa, Arthropoda, Copepoda, Calanoida, Temoridae.